Molecule: messenger RNA, 1809 nt
Organism: Acanthosepion pharaonis
Lineage: Eukaryota; Metazoa; Mollusca; Cephalopoda; Sepiida; Sepiidae
Source: the annotation of a GenBank genome assembly
AUGCUCUUUUUCUUUCUUUCUUUCUUUCUUUCUUUCUUUCUUUCUUUCUUUCUUUCUUUCUUUCUUUUCAUCCUCCAAAUAUUUUAUCAUUUUCCUUCCUUCAUAUAUCCUUUUUUUUCUUCUCUUUCUUUAAUUUAUUAUUUUUUUCUGUUUUUCUUCUGCAUCUCCCUUUUUUCCCGCUUUUUCUUUCUUUCUUUCUCUUUCCUCGCCUCAUUUUUUUCGUUCCCACUUAGUUUAUUAGAGCUUAUUUUCAACUCUCUAUUGCCAAAUAUUCCCCCUCUUUUUACUGAUGUCUUUCUUUUGCGUUCCAUCUUUCAAAAGUGCCCCAGUUUUGUUCAUGUCUCUCUUCUUAGAUAUCCUGUCAUUUUCCUUCCUUCCUUUCUUUCUUCUUUUCAUCCUUUCUUCUUUCCUUUUUUCCUUCCAUUCUUCCUUCCUUUUUUAAACCUGUCCAUUCGUUUUCCACAUGUUUUUGUUUGUCCUUUCUUUCUUUCUUUCUUUCUUUCUUUCUUUCUUUCUUUCUUUCUUUCUAACAUCUUACUCUCUCUUCUUUCUCUCUUUCCUCCCACAUAUUCUUCUUUCUUUUUCUCUCUAUUUCUUUCUAACACAUACUCUUUUUCUUUCUUUCUUUCUUUCUUUCUUUCUUUCUUUCUUUCUUUCUUUCUUUCUUUCUUUCUUUCUAACAGUCUUCCUCUCUCUUCUUUCUCUCUUCCCCCCACAUAUUCUUCUUUUUUUUUCUCUCUAUUUCUUUCUAACACAUACUCUUUUUCUUUCUUUCUUUCUUUCUUUCUUUCUUUCUUUCUUUCUUUCUUUCUUUCUUUCUUUCUUUCUAAAAUUCUUUCUCUCUUUCCUUCCACAUAUUCUUCUUUCUUUUUCUCUCUAUUUCUUUCUAACACAUACUCUUUUUCUUUCUUUCUUUCUUUCUUUCUUUCUUUCUUUCUUUCUUUCUUUUGUUUCUUUCUUUCUUUCUUUCUUACCUUAUUCUUUCAGUUUUCUUCAGUUUUCUUGCAUUUAUGGAACAAUUUCUUUCUUUCUUUCUUUCUUUCUUUCUUUCUCAACUUGUUCUUCCAUUUUUCAUCAUUUAGUUCUUGUUUAUUCUUGCUUGAUUGUUUCUUUCCUUAUUUCUUUCUUUCCUUCUUUCUUUCCCUCCUUUCUUCUUUCUUCCUUACAUUGUCUUUUCAUUUUUCCUCACGCCUUUCUUAUUUAUUCUUUUUGGUUUUAAUCCUUUCUUUCUUUCUUUCUUUUUCUUUCUUUCUUUCUUUCUUUCUUUCUUUCUUACCUUAUUCUUUCAGUUUUCUUCAUUCUUGUUUAUUCUUGCUUGAUUGUUUCUUUCCUUAUUUCUUUCUUUCCUUAUUUCUUUCUUUCCUUCUUUCUUUCCCUCCUUUCUUCUUUCUUCCUUACAUUGUCUUUUCAUUUUUCCUCACGCCUUUUUUAUUUAUUCUUUUUGGUUUUAAUCCUUUCUUUCUUUCUUUCUUUCUUUCUUUCUUUCUUUCUUUUUCACUUUGUUUUUUCAUUUUUUUUCUUCAUUCUUUCUUUCUUUACUUCUAUCGCGUUCAUUUUUUCCACUUUUUGUCAUUUUAUUUUCUUUCUUUCUUUCUUUCUUUCUCACCUUGUUCUUCCAUUUUUCUUCAUUUAGUUCUUCUUUAUUCUUUGAUUUUUUCUUUCCUUCUUUCUUUCUUUCUUUCUUUCUUUGUGUUUUCAUUUUUCCUCAUGCCUUUCUUAUUUAUUCUUUUUGGUUUUAAUCCUUUCUUUCUUUCUUUCUCACCUUAUUCUUUCAUUUUCUUCAUUUCUUUCUUUUUUAUUCUUAUUUGA